Aphis gossypii (cotton aphid) is the source of this 1294-nucleotide messenger RNA. RefSeq names its product tetra-peptide repeat homeobox protein 1-like. The transcript has 2 exons. Lineage: Eukaryota; Metazoa; Arthropoda; Insecta; Hemiptera; Aphididae. The coding region runs from base 159 to 1088 and encodes 309 amino acids. The record is from RefSeq and is a predicted model, not a curated record.
AAACCAGUACGGGUUCGACUGACUGGAUUCAUCAAUUUGUACACAAAUAACGUGGUGGGGAGGAUAGCAGCAUAUCUGCAGACUUUGUAUAUAUAGUCCACCGACUGUGUCCAACAGUCAUCAUUCAACGGGAUCACUUCCAAUAAUCAACACUAAACAUGAAAUUCGCAACAGCACUAGUCACUUUGGCCGUCGUAGCCCUCGUCCGGGCCGAUGCGUCCAGCAGCGAAAAGAAAACGACCAAACACGAAAAGAGAAGUUUGGGCGAGUAUGGAUUGGGACUUUCCGGUCUCGGCUACAGUUCUGGUCUCGGCUACGGAUCUGGUUUGGGCUACAGCUCCGGUUUGAAAUACGGUUCUGGUCUGAGCUACGGCUCUGGUCUGAGCUACGGUUCCGGUCUGGGAUACGGUUCCGGACUCGGCUAUGCUUCCGGUUUGGGCUACGGUUCCAGUCUAGGAUACUCUGCUGCCGCUGCCGCUCCCUUACCAACAACUGGCCCAAUUGUUCCGAUCUCCAAGGAAGUGCACAUCAUCAACCGACACGCACAACCAGUGUCCGCCCCAUACCCAGUACCAGUAACCCACGACGUACCCGUCCCAGUACCACAUGCAGUGCCCUACCCGGUUGACAAACCAUACCCAGUCCAUGUACCCGCUCCAUACCCAGUUCCAGUCGAAAGGCCCGUUCCAUACGCAGUCGACAGGCCCGUUCCUCAUCCAGUGCCAUCUCCUUACCCAGUACCAGUAGUCCGUGACGUACCAGUUCCAGUGUCCAGGCCAUACGCAGUUCCAGUAGUUAAACAAGUUCCAGUGCCAGUAGCCACUCCAGUCGUCGUGCCUGCUGUCAGCCAUGCAGCACCAUUAGUCGCUUCCAGCUAUAGCACCGGACUUGCAUCGUCCGCAAUUGGCUACGGUUCCGGUUACGGAAUUGGCCACGUCAGCCCAUCAAUCGGUUACGGACUUGGAUCUUCUGCCAUCGGUUAUGGUGCAUCUUCAUACGGUGCUGGUAGCCUUUACAGUGGUUCUUUGGGAUACAGUAGCCUAGGUCAUUCUUCAUACGGACACGGUAUCCACGAUUACAAGAAAUAAAACACUUGAAUGAUUCGCCUACCCUGCAGCACUACACUGCAACUGACGACGAAUAUGCUUAGAUUUAAAUUUUACCGUGUAUAUUGUGUAUACACAUAUUAUGUUCUUAGAUAAUUAUUUCAAUUUUGUUUUUAUUUUUCAAUUUUGUUGAUAACCGAUAGUUAUUGACUGACAUCAAAUACAUAAUAAAUGUUUUUAAUGUAUUA